AGAACCUUCUGGAACUCAGAUAAUAAAAGCUAGAGAGCGGAACUUCUCCGGAUUCUCGAAUCCCGAUCCACAGAGUCUCGAUUUCAAUCGAUUUGAUAAGCUUGUUUGGUGCCUUAAAUGAUGGAAGACACUCAGUUUGAGCAUGCUCAAUCAAAUGUAGCUAAUGAAAGCUCCAGUCAGCAGUCACAAACUGUUGAUGAUAAUGACAUCAAGAUUGAGGGCUCUGCAUUUGUAUAUAAUGAACAUCCCAGUGAUGACAAUGGACCUCCAAAAGUUGACUCUGAGGUGGAAGUCCUUCAUGAGAAAGUCACAAAGCAAAUCAUUAAGGAUGGCCAUGGUCAUAAACCAACAAAAUUCUCAACAUGUUUCUUGCACUACAGGGCAUGGGUGGAAAAUACAUCCCAAAAGUUUGAAGAUACUUGGCAAGAACAACGUCCAACUGAGCUUGUCUUGGGAAAAGAGAAACCUCAAAUGGUGGGGCUAGGAAUUGGUGUCUCAGGAAUGAAGAGUGGGGAGCGCGCACUCUUACAUGUUGGUUGGGAAUUAGGUUAUGGCAAAGAAGGAAGUUUUUCUUUCCCAAAUGUACCACCUAUGGCAGACCUCUUAUAUGAAGUGGAGCUUAUUGGUUUUGAUGAAGCUAAAGAAGGAAAAGCCAGAAGUGACAUGACAGUAGAAGAAAGGAUUGAGGCAGCUGAUAGAAGAAAGUUGGAAGGGAAUGCUUAUUUCAAGGAUGAAAAACUUGAGGAAGCUAUGCAACAGUAUGAAAUGGCCAUAGCCUACAUGGGAGAUGAAUUCAUGUUUCAGUUAUUUGGAAAGUACAGAGACAUGGCAUUGGCUGUGAAAAAUCCAUGCCACCUCAACAUGGCUGCAUGUUUGAUUAAACUAAGGAGAUAUGAAGAAGCGAUCGCACAAUGUAGCAUUGUCUUAUCAGAAGAUGAAAACAAUGUCAAAGCAUUAUUUAGACGAGGAAAAGCUAAAGCAGAACUAGGUCAGACAGAUGGUGCUCGUGAAGAUUUUCAAAAAGCUAAAAAAAUUGUUCCUGAAGACAAGACUAUUGCAAAGGAGCUUCGGCUGUUAGCUGAACAUGAUAAAGCUGUUUAUCAGAAGCAGAAAGAGCUUUACAAAGGAAUCUUUGGACCACCGCCGGAAGCUAAACCUCAGCGACGAAAUUGGUUAGUAGUUUUCUGGCAAUGGCUAGUAUCUUUGUUUUGCCGCGUAUUUAAGCUCCAAAAGCACAAAGCUGACUAGACUGAAAGCUAUUUAUCUAUCUAUUAAUGGUGACUUUUCUAAGUACUGAUCUGAAACUGUUGUAAUCUUCUCCUCAGAGUAAGAAUAAGUGGUAAUCUUCUGCUCUUUGGAAAAAAAAAAAUUUUAACUGUACAUUGUGCAUCUGUUGUGUUUCAUUAGCAUAUAUUAUCUGAUGACACAGUGGCCACUCGUUUUUGAUAAAAUUCUCUUAUAAUUCUA
This is a messenger RNA of Dioscorea cayenensis subsp. rotundata (Guinea yam), 1467 nucleotides long. RefSeq names its product peptidyl-prolyl cis-trans isomerase FKBP42. The transcript is spliced from 9 exons. The record is from RefSeq and is a predicted model, not a curated record. Gene Ontology annotation, molecular function: protein binding; peptidyl-prolyl cis-trans isomerase activity. NCBI's taxonomy places the organism in Eukaryota, Viridiplantae, Streptophyta, Magnoliopsida, Dioscoreales, Dioscoreaceae. The coding region runs from base 118 to 1248 and encodes 376 amino acids.